Molecule: messenger RNA, 1029 nt
Organism: Eriocheir sinensis (Chinese mitten crab)
Lineage: Eukaryota; Metazoa; Arthropoda; Malacostraca; Decapoda; Varunidae
Product: pro-resilin-like
Exons: 3
Coding region: 54-464 (136 amino acids)
Cellular component (GO): extracellular matrix
Source: RefSeq, a predicted model, not a curated record
GUCGGUCUCCAUAGCAGUCCUGGAUAGGUCACUGAGACGGUAGAACGAGCGAUAUGGUCUCCAAGGUUUUCUUCGUGUUGGUGGCGGCGGCGGCGGUGGCGGUGGUGGCGGCGGACGAGCGGCCACUCUACACCUAUGGAUCGGACUCUGAGGAAUCCUCAGAGGAGUCCUACUCAGUGGAGUCCUACGAAUCUACCGAAGCCAAAUACAACUUCAACUGGGCGGUCAAGGAUGCCCCCUCAGCCAACGACUUCGGACAGGCGGAGGAGAGGGACAACGAGGAGACGAAGGGAUCCUAUUACGUCCAACUCCCCGACGGUCGGCUGCAGGAGGUGACCUACUACGUGGACGGUGACUCAGGAUACAUCGCCGAGGUCAACUACGUCGGGGAAGCGUCCUACCCUGAGUCUGAUGAGUCGUCUGAGGAGUCCUUCGAGUCCUACGAGUCCUACGAGAGGCGUUAAGGAUGUGUUUGAAGGAGUGCGAUGUAGGAUUUUGUUAUGCUUGGUAUUUGGUUUGAAUGGAAAGUGUUCUGUUCAAAUUUAAUUCUUUGCUAAACUUAACAUUUUCUCUGUAUCUGGGUUCGAGGAGUCCUUCGAGGAGUCCUACGAGUCCUACGAGAGGCGUUAAGGAUGCUUCGUAGGAGUGGAAUGCAGGAUUUUGUUACGUUUAUUAAGUUGGUUUGAAUGGAAAAAGUUCCGUUCAAAUUUAUUCUUUACAAAACUUAACAUUUUCCUACACAAAGAUAAUUUAUUUUACUAUUUUUUACUGACCCAAAAUGCCUGUUCUCAAUGCUCAAAUGUCUACGUAAAUAUUUAUGUAGUAUUAUCUAUCUUAUCAUCACCUAAUACUCCUCAAUUGCAUUUCCUUAAGGUUAAACUCUCUACCUUCCUGAGCCUUGAACCUUAUACUUGAACCUGAUAUUUGAAUUUUAUAUUUGAACCUUAUCCUUGUACUAUUUAUUGACGUAUUUAUGUAUCAAAGUAUAUUCUAUUGUAAUAAAUCGGGUGUCCUGCCCAAUGCAAGCAA